Messenger RNA from Oryctolagus cuniculus (rabbit), 3548 nucleotides. RefSeq names its product potassium two pore domain channel subfamily K member 3 (gene KCNK3). Gene Ontology annotation, biological process: stabilization of membrane potential; potassium ion transmembrane transport. The record is from RefSeq and is a predicted model, not a curated record. Gene Ontology annotation, cellular component: plasma membrane. Lineage: Eukaryota; Metazoa; Chordata; Mammalia; Lagomorpha; Leporidae. Gene Ontology annotation, molecular function: potassium ion leak channel activity; open rectifier potassium channel activity; outward rectifier potassium channel activity.
GCGGCGGCCGCGGGCGCGGAGCGGGUGCCGGGCGCCGGGAGCGGAGCGCAGCCAUGCCCCAGGCCGCCUGCGGGGCAGCAGCAGCGGCGGCCGGGGCGCGGGCCGGGGGCGCCGGGGGGCCGGCGGCGGCCCGGGCGCGACGAUGAAGCGGCAGAACGUGCGCACGCUGGCGCUCAUCGUGUGCACCUUCACCUACCUGCUGGUGGGCGCCGCGGUCUUCGACGCGCUGGAGUCCGAGCCCGAGAUGGUGGAGCGGCGGCGGCUGGAGCGGCGGCAGCAGGAGCUGCGGGCGCGCUACAACCUCAGCCUGGGCGGCUACGAGGAGCUCGAGCGCGUCGUGCUGCGCCUCAAGCCGCACAAGGCCGGCGUGCAGUGGCGCUUCGCCGGCUCCUUCUACUUCGCCAUCACCGUCAUCACUACCAUCGGUUACGGCCACGCGGCCCCCAGCACGGACGGCGGCAAGGUGUUCUGCAUGUUCUACGCGCUGCUGGGCAUCCCGCUCACGCUCGUCAUGUUCCAGAGCCUGGGCGAGCGCAUCAACACCUUCGUGCGGCACCUGCUGCACCGCGCCAAGAAGGGGCUGGGCAUGCGGCGCGCCGACGUGUCCAUGGCCAACAUGGUACUCAUCGGCUUCUUCUCGUGCAUGAGCACGCUGUGCAUCGGCGCCGCCGCCUUCUCCUACUACGAGCGCUGGACCUUCUUCCAGGCCUACUACUACUGCUUCAUCACGCUCACCACCAUCGGCUUCGGCGACUACGUGGCGCUGCAGAAGGACCAGGCGCUGCAGACGCAGCCGCAGUACGUGGCCUUCAGCUUCGUCUACAUCCUCACGGGCCUCACGGUCAUCGGCGCCUUCCUCAACCUCGUGGUGCUGCGUUUCAUGACCAUGAACGCCGAGGACGAGAAGCGCGACGCCGAGCACCGUGCGCUGCUCACGCGCAACGGGCAGGUGGGCGGGCUCGCUGGCUGUCUGGGCGGCGGCGGCGGCCGUGGGGGCAGCGGGGGCGGCCGCGGGGGCAGCGGGGGCGGCAGCGGCAGCGCGCACACCACUGACACCGCCUCAUCCCCCGUGGCGGCGGCGGCGGCGGCGGCGGGCGGCGGCGGCUUCCGCAACGUGUACGCCGAGGUGCUGCACUUCCAGUCCAUGUGCUCCUGCCUGUGGUACAAGAGCCGCGAGAAGCUGCAGUACUCCAUCCCCAUGAUCAUCCCGCGGGACCUCUCCACGUCCGACACGUGCGUGGAGCAGAGCCACUCGUCGCCGGGAGCUGGCGGCCGCUGCAGCGACACGCCCUCGCACCGCUGCCUGUGCAGCGGCACGCAGCGCUCGGCCAUCAGCUCCGUGUCCACCGGCCUGCACAGCCUGUCCACCUUCCGCGGCCUCAUGAAGCGCAGGAGCUCGGUGUGAACGCGCGCGGGGGCCGGGGGGCGCGCCCGCAGCGCCCCGGGGAGCGCAGGCGGGAGGAGGGGGCCAGGCGCCGCGGGACACACACACACACACACUCAAACCGCCUUCGGCCCCGUGGGGCGCCCCCAGGACCCCCUCACCACUGUCCCCCUGCCCUCAGCUCCGACUGUGCCUGCUCGCACCAGCCAGCAGAAAGCCGGGGCGCUCAGGGCUCCAGGAGCCCCCAUCGGAGCCCUGCAAAUUCCGAGAAAUGUGAAACGUGGUUAGGGGGGUGGGGGGUCGGGAGGAAAAGCAGAAGCUGGGAGCCGCCCCUCCCUUUGGAAAUCUAAGAAGCUCCUGGGUCCUCAGAGGCCCCCCUGGGACCCAGACAUCCCCCUCCCCCGCUCCCCAGGGGCCUCGCCCCCCUGUUUGUUUGCAUCUCUAUUUAUACCUCUGUCCUGCCAGGUCUCCCACCUCUCCUUGGCUCCAAAAGCCAGGGUGUCUUUGUCCAGGUCCCCCCCCAACAGAGCCCCACUCCCCCGUGCCCCCAGCUGUGGCCCCCAGCCUCCCGCUCCCUUCUGUGGGGCUUGCAUGGCUUUGCGGUGAUGGAGACAGUGGGAACCCAGUGGCCCCUGAAGCCGGUCCCCAGAGGGCAACCAGAAGGCAGGCGCGACAGGCAGACCGCAGCCGGGCACGGGCACGAGGGGAGUGGGGGAAGGCAUUGGCAGGUGCCCCAAGCCACAUGCUCCUGGGGGGCAGGGGAACCCCAGCCUUCCAGACACUGCCCUUGGAAUCUGGAAUGGAAAACUUGCGAUCUAUUGAUAAUGACCACCACAUCUGUGGAGUGGCUUUGAGCCUCCGAAACCCCCAUACUGCCUGCUCAUUUGAGCUCACAGCCACCCAACUGAGUCUCCGGGGAGGGGGAGUUAUUACCCCAUUUUGCAGAUAAGGACACUGAGGCCCAGGAAGGCAAAAUGACCUGCCCAAGGCAAUGCGGGCAGAGUAAAAGACAACGGGGAACAGGGGUCCAGCCUGCCUGUUCCCAGCCAGAACGGUUUUUCCCUCCAGCUCGGCCUGUUCCGGGAAGCAGAAUUCCCACCCUGUGUACCUGGCAUCGUGAGAACAGCUGGGGUUUCUCCCAGACCUGGGCCACUGCUGAGGCCAAGCCUGUGCUGCCCUUAGAGGAGGCGGGGGAGGGCCUUGGGACCAAGGUUAGCAGGGCUGGGUCUCACAGAGGCCAGGAGCUGGGGCCCACUGAGUCUGGGACUUGGGCAGGUCAGCCAAGAGCACUGGCAGCCACAGCCUACAGAGACAGCACCCUGGCCCGCAGCUGUCACUGGUACCCACAUCCCAAGGGAGUAGAGGUAAGCUGACGCUGAACCUGGGUGCCCUCUGCCCAGCCCCUGCAGCCCAGAAGCCCCAGGGAGCCCACAGAUGGGUGCUCACUGUCCAGGACCUGCAGCUGGAACAGGUGUAGUGACCAGGACAACAUCCUGGGGGGAUACACGGCGUCUCCUCCCACAAGAAUGGCUUCGAGUACUGUUCCCUGUCGGUCAGGGAGGAUGGGGGAGGGGCGCGCAGGUGAUCAGCCCCAAACCCGGCCCCCGCCACAUCCGGGGGACCCCAUGGAGGGAAGCAGUCCGGCCUGCGUGUGAGUCUUGUCUCACUGUGGAGUAGCUGAAUGUCCACGUGCCCAGGAGCUUCUGGGGGUCCCCUCUGUGUUUAUGUUGGGGUGUGGGCAGUGUGACUGCCUCUGUCCUGUGUGUGACCCUGCCCUCGAGGGGUCCUGUCCCGUCAGUCCCGAGGGAGCCACGACCAAAGUUGCAGAGAGAGAGAGGGAGUGGGGAGAAGGCGGACGCACGGCCCAGGCUGGGUGUGGCUGGCAGCCCGUCUGCGGCUGGGUCUUCCCCGGGGCCCUGGAAGGCCGACCUUGCUCCCCUUCUCACCCUGUCCCAUUGCAGGCAGCCUUUCUGCUUUCCCGAUGCCUUAUGCCUGGGCACACUGCCACAGAAUAUGCAAUAUGUGUGGGUGACCCGCCCCACACCCACACCCGGGCAGCCCCGGGACCCCCAAGGCUAUGGCUGCCACGGCCUGCCCUCAGCUCCCCUGCCUAUCUGUCUUCACACUGAGAAUGGCGCCUAAUAAAUGCUGUCCUUGGAGACCA